UAGGUUUAAGCAAAUAACUUGUAAUACACCUACAGUAAAUAUAAUUCUACUAUAAAUAUACUUAAGAUGCGCCUUAAAUUUAGUCAGUGUCCGUCUAUUUAGCGAAUAUGAAUCGUACACCUUUUGUGUUCAUUGUGUUUCUAAAUUUAGUUCUGAUAAAAGGGAAGGAUGUUACUCCCAAAAAUGAUCUAGAAAGGAAAAUGUUAUAUUUAGUGGAUAAAUGGCGGACCGGGGAUUUAGACGCGCUUCCUUAUCCCAUGCCACCUCUGGAUGAGUGGAGAAUGCCACCUUUCGAGGGAAAAUACAAUGGUCUGGGUCUGCAAAUGACAUUUUCUACAACAGGGAUGUUGAUAACCGGCUUAAAUAAUUUUACUAUUACGGAGAUGAAUAUAUCGGAGGAAAAUUUAGAAGCUUCAGUAGUCCUCAAUUAUCCUUUUGUUAAUAUGGAAGCAGAUAACUACAAAUUAAACGGUCGUGCGUAUGUCGUUUAUAAAUUAAGAGGUUCAGGACGCAUGAACGUUCGAGUUCGUAACACUAAGCUGGUAUUUGGAUUUCGUGUAAAUAACAACGGUUCAAAACCUGUUGUAGAUGACUUGCAACUUGAUUAUGAAAUCGAGUCUUUGGAGGUUGACUUAGAAAACAGUUCGUGGCCCAUUAACAAGAUUUUAAAUACCGAAGGCUUAAAGAUUAUGAACAAACACCAUGAUAAUAUCAUAACUCAGACCAGAACUAACAUGAUUGAGUUUCUCAAUGAGUUUUUAUUGGAAAUGCCACCAGAAAGAUUUUUCGCCAUCAUGGAAACUGUUAACUGUUCAUGUUUAGAGGGAACUACGAUUACUCCCUUGGAAUAAUUAAGUUAACACAGCUAUCAAUUUUUAAAAAAAUUGCUAACAUUUAGGAAUUUUAUAUUUAGGUUGUGUAACAUUACGUUGAAGGAAUAUAAAUUCAUAAAGUUUUGGUAAAUACCCGUUAACUGUAUUAAAAAAAUAUGUAAGUUUUUGUUUAUGUUUGAUUUAACACAAUGAACAUUAAGGUUGGUACUAUAUUAAAACCACGUAAAAUAUACCUUAUCUACGAUUAUUUUAGCGGAAGAAUUAUUGUACGGAGUUCUGAUUUUGUAAGAAUAUAAUAAUAACACAA
Manduca sexta (tobacco hornworm) is the source of this 1140-nucleotide messenger RNA. RefSeq lists its product as uncharacterized. The transcript is spliced from 6 exons. The coding region runs from base 108 to 851 and encodes 247 amino acids. NCBI's taxonomy places the organism in Eukaryota, Metazoa, Arthropoda, Insecta, Lepidoptera, Sphingidae. The record is from RefSeq and is a predicted model, not a curated record.